AUGACACCAACACGUAAAGCAUUGUCACUAUUGACAUGGGCGUCGCUGAUGGCGCUCCUGAGUCUGCUCGCAUCCCCCGUGGCGGCGCGCAAAAAGAUGCUCAUCUAUACCUACACACAAGGAUUUCGCCACUACUCGAUCCCAACAGCAACCAAAGUGGUGCAGCAACUCGCUCAAGAUGCGCGUCCACGUAUCGAGACGGUGCACUCGGAGGAUCCGACCGACUUUGAAAGGAAGGACUGGCUCUCGCAGUUUGACAUGCUCAUGUUCAUCUCGGUCUCUGGCAAAGCGCUCUCGGACGAUGGAGCAGAUGCGCUUCGCCAGUAUAUUGAAGCCGGCGGUGGCUAUCUUGGCGUACACGAGGCAUGCGAUGCACUGUAUGAGCACCACUGGUACGGUCGUCUGGUGGGCGCCUACUUCAACUACCAUCCGCAGAUCACACAUGCGACACUCAACAUCAUCAACCAAACGCAUCCUGCUACGCAGCAUCUCAAGAAUCAAUGGAGGGUAUACGAUGAGAUCUACAAUUACAAUUCGAAUCCUUCCAGAUACGGCAAGCAGUACCUUAUCACCGUUGAUCAGUCUUCGUACAACGAUCCCGUUGAGACGGCGGAACAACGAGCUGAGGAGCAAGGCGAUCCGCAUCCAAUCGCGUGGUGGAAGGAGGGCGACCAGCUCUCCUACAACCCUCACGUCAAGGUGGGCGGCGGCACGGACCCAACCAAGCAAGAGAUUCGUUCUGGCAAAGCAGGUACCGGUGGACCAGGUCGAAGCUUUUACACUUCCUUGGGCCACACCAACACCAUGUGGCAUGAUGAUAAUUUCCAGCAACACAUUAUGGGUGCAGUCAGCUGGUUAAUGGACUCGCCCGUGUUGAGGUCGUCAUCACCCACGCCUGCUGCCGGCGCUGUAGGAUCCGACUACUACGCACCAGACGUGUAUGCCAACGAGACAACGGCGCCCGGAACGAGUCGGGUGAGUUCGGGAGUAGGCAUCUCGACGCUUGUAGGUACACCGGUGCCUCAUUCCAAGUCGGUCCUCUCCGACAGCGGUGCUUGUUCCACAAGAGCACAGCUGACAGUGGCGUCAAUAUCGAGCGUGGCAAUAGCGCUUUUAGCAUCGUCGCUGAUCGUUUUGAGCUCGUGGUAA
Mycosarcoma maydis (corn smut) is the source of this 1149-nucleotide messenger RNA. RefSeq lists its product as uncharacterized. The coding region runs from base 1 to 1149 and encodes 382 amino acids. The record is from RefSeq and is a predicted model, not a curated record. The transcript has a single exon. Lineage: Eukaryota; Fungi; Basidiomycota; Ustilaginomycetes; Ustilaginales.